This is a messenger RNA of Colletes gigas, 2437 nucleotides long. RefSeq lists its product as uncharacterized. Gene Ontology annotation, molecular function: cobalamin binding. The transcript is spliced from 7 exons. Gene Ontology annotation, biological process: cobalamin transport. Bases 189 to 1757 code for a protein of 522 amino acids. NCBI's taxonomy places the organism in Eukaryota, Metazoa, Arthropoda, Insecta, Hymenoptera, Colletidae. The record is from RefSeq and is a predicted model, not a curated record.
CUAGGCGUCCCCAUGUCUCGUUCGCCGGCGUCUGUGCAACGAUCGGUCGAAUCGUAUUGAUCGAGCGUCGCUCGUAAUUGACGUUAAUUAAAAGAUCGAACGCGCGGACUUUACGAGGCAACAAACGUUCCGCCGAGGUUUCGAGAAAGGCAAAAGGGCGGACGGGGAGACGCUAUCGACGAGUCUGUAUGCGUAUCGUUCGAUCUCCGGUGAAAAUGUGGGGAAGGGCGAGUAUGGCAGCUGUGAUGGUCCUCUUCUUAAUGUGCUCGUGGACGCUCGGCGUGGUUCACGGCGAAGGAAACAUGGCGGAUGUCGGUCCGAGCGACACGGACGCUGAGGGUAUUUUAGAACGCGGGACUGCAUGGCUAUGGAGUCAGCGCGACAAAGACGCUGGUUGGGGGAACGAUACUCAUCGGGUUCUGUUGGUCCUUCGACUGAGCAACCUCUCGCGGGAAGAUAACGUCGCUCCUGCGGCACCGAUCGAGUUGCAGCUGAGCAGCAAACAGAUGGAGCUCGAAAUAGUGUUGCUGCUAUGGAGGCACAGAGAAAUCGGUUUCUCUCCGGUAAGAUUGGCGCGCUACACCCUCGCCUUGAACGCCAUGUGCACGGAUCCAAGGCAGUUUCACGGUCACGAUCUGAUCGGAACGCUCCAACAUCACGAGCCGCCCACGGACUAUGAAUUCGCCCUUACGACGCUAGCUGCGUGCAACGCCCAAGCCCACGUGCGAAAAAGACAGAUACGUCGGUUGCUGGACAUCGCGAACGAUUAUCAGGACCACAAUGUCGACACAGUCGCGAUGGUGAUCCUCGCCCUGAAGUGUAUCGUUCAAGAUCACAGACAUCGAAAUCUUCAUCAUUUCGUACGCAAACCAUCGAUCGGUUUGGCGCAAAGACGCGACGGUAGUUUUGGGGAUUUGCGAACGACAGCUUUGGCGUUGCAAGCUCUCGAGGAAGCAGAAAACGAGUCUAUUGACAACUGGAAUCGAUCGGCCGCCAUCGCAUGGAUGACGAGCCAGCAACGACCCGAUGGUUCUUUCGCUGGUGACGUUCGCGCAACAGCCGAGGCCCUUCUUGGGGUGACUCCGCGAGGUUUGGCAAACAUUCGAACUCUCGACUGUGGCCAAGGACUCACCGAUACCUCGCCGCCGCGACUCACCACCACCACAACCACUACUACCACCACUAGUAAUGGUAAUGGUAACAGUAAUGGUAACAGUAAUGGUAACGCAGAGUCAACGAUUUCAAGUAAUCUUAGCGAGACUGUGUCGGCAGCUUCUGGAACUAACGCGAAUAACGAAAGCUUGGGAAACGACACCAGCAAUGGAAACAAGGGAAACAGUGCAGGGAAUGCGUUCAAUGCCAGUAAUGCGGACAGCAGUGUGAUAGUUAGUACCAGGAUGCCAGUUAUGGUGAACGUUUCUUAUACGCUGUGGGUUGGCAGUCACGUGAACGAGACGUAUAAUCUGACAGUGACGGCUCCUAAAAACGAAACAUUCUACGAGGUGAUGCAUCUUGCCGCAGAAAUGUCGCCCCAUUUUCAAUUUGUUGCAUCAAAAUGGCCGAACGGGCAUUACGUUCACACGAUAGCCGGCUACAAAGAGGAGCCGAUGUCCUAUCAUUACUGGCUGCUCUAUCGACUCCCUUCGCCUCCAAAUCCUUCUAGGCCACCGGGUAAUCACCUGGUUGCCCCCGGAGGCGUCGAUGAUCUGCAAAUCAGCAAAGGCGAACACUAUCUCUUUUGGUAUAAGAAACUAUGAAGAGCAACGAAGCAUCGACAAUUAGUCGAAACAGUUUGAGAAAUAGACGAAGAAAGGAUCGUACGAGCGGAACUGUGAAAACCGAGAAAAAGAGAGUUAAAAAAAUGCCUAGUUACUCGGAAUUAAUAUAAAAAAAAACAAAAAAAAAAUGUUAAAAAAAAAUGAAAGCUCAUUUUAUUCACUGCCAUCGCUAAGCGUGUACGAAAACGUACACGACAUUUUCCAGAAUUAAUUUCGUACGGAUCCACUCGUGCGUCAAGUUACUUAGGAAGAUGCCGAAGAAGUAGAGCUGGCAGUGACGUUUUUGGAACUCUGCUCUAAUGGUCGAUUCGACUAGUCGGUAAAAAAAAAAGCACGACACAUCCUAACGUAUACCGACACUCGACUGACGUAUGGUGAUAACGAUAACCAUGCGUAUCGUAAAUCGUAACUUAAGCUAAAGGCAUAACAUUUUCUAUGAAACUGCAAUGCACAACCACAUUGUACCUACUUAUACGAUAUGGCGAUAUCAUAUCGAUGAUCAACGUAUCAAUUGAUAUUUAAUAAAUCCCAUAUCUAUAUGUAUUAGCAAGUUAACCUACUUCUUGAUAUUAUGCUACGCGUGUUGCUUUACAAUCACCGAAUUCCAGUGCUACGAGAAACGAAGUCAAGCUUGCCGCGAUGCGUACAUCAAAAUUCAU